Halichondria panicea is the source of this 778-nucleotide messenger RNA. RefSeq lists its product as uncharacterized. Gene Ontology annotation, molecular function: microtubule binding. The record is from RefSeq and is a predicted model, not a curated record. The transcript is spliced from 3 exons. Gene Ontology annotation, biological process: microtubule cytoskeleton organization. NCBI's taxonomy places the organism in Eukaryota, Metazoa, Porifera, Demospongiae, Suberitida, Halichondriidae. Bases 126 to 611 code for a protein of 161 amino acids.
CGGAUUGCAAGCAGGUGCAUUCACAGUAUAGUAGUAGAUCUACAGCUACACAGUACAGUACAGGUUCGUAUUUAAUUUCUUUAUCAUAGUUUCUCUGAGCAUAGCUACCCUACUAAUACACAGUCAUGAGUUCUAUGGAGAGGAAAGGAUCUAUAUCCUCCACUUGCUCUGACUCGAGUGCGGAGGAGACAAGAGACGGCGUUGGAAAGAAGAUAAAGAUCCCAGUCACAGUACCCAAGCCCUUCAGUUUCACACUCUACUCGCGACUACAACAACGUCGAGAUUUUGACGAUGAUCUAAGAAAAAGACAGCAUGCUGCCGAGGAGAGAGACAGAAUAUCCCGAGAACGACAAGAGAGGGAAGAAGAACUAGAGCUCAAGAAAUACAGGAAAUCCCUCAACUUUAAAGCCAACCCGAUUCGGAGUUACUCUGGCAUCUACCCGAAUCCGAGUGAAAAGGAAUUGACGAUACCACAAGGACCUCGACUACUGACUGAGAAUCGAUUACGCACAAAUCCCGAGGAUAACCCCCGGGCCGAUUCUCGAGGGAGCAGCGAUCACAGUGACAUUGUGUAUUCAACUUAUUCGUAUAAUGGACCCACUGUACUUUGACCUUGCUUAGUGCAGCUCGUUCUCGUUCAGUUAUAUACAUGCUCAGGUACAAAUUCAGAAAUUAACCAACAAUGUAUGUAUUGUCAUUAAUUAUUUAAUUGUUCUGCUUCUGUGUAACGGCUUUGAAAGCUGCUUCUUUGUUGGUGUUCAAUUGUUCCAAUGUGUUG